Molecule: messenger RNA, 8586 nt
Organism: Prorocentrum cordatum
Lineage: Eukaryota; Dinophyceae; Prorocentrales; Prorocentraceae
Source: the annotation of a GenBank genome assembly
GGCGGCGAGGAGAUCGAGCCCCUGACCUGGGAGGCCGCCUACGCCAUGGCGAACCAGACGCUGGGGCGGAUGAAGGCCAGGGAGAAGCACGCCCUGCUCCAGGGCGUCGGCUACGAUGAGCACCGCUGGUGGGAGGUGAAGAAAGGGUACUACGUCGGCAACACGCCCGCCAUGCCUCACCUGGGUAUCCCCAGCCUCAAGAUGCAGGAUGGUGGCGCGGGGUUCCACCUGAAGUUCUCGGGGGGCCUGGGGACGAUGACCUGCUGGCCUUCGCUGCUGGCCUUGGCGGCCACCUGGGACCCAGCCCUGGCCCGCGAGUACGCGGCGGCCCUCGGGGAGGAGUUCGCCGGGAAGGGUGCCAACGGCAUGCUCGGCCCCUCCCUGGAUGUGCACCGGGUGGCCCGCAACGGGCGGAACUUCGAGUACCUCUCGGGCGAGGACCCCUACCUCGGCGCGAGGCUGGCGGAGGCGUACGUCCAGGGCCUGCAGUCGAGGGGCGUCUUCGCCGUCGUCAAGCACUGGAUUUUCAACUCCCAGGAGACCUACCGAACGAGCGGCCUGUCUCGAGUGGACGAGCGGACGGCCUGGGAGCUAUACUACCCCCCCUUCGAGGCGGCCGUCGACGCGGGGGCUUCCGCGGUGAUGUGCGCCUACAACAAGGUGAACGGCAGGUACGCCUGCGAGAACAGCCAGCAGCUCCAGGACGUGCUCCGGCGCCGGAUGGGCUUCCAAGGGUUCGUGCAGUCGGACUGGUGGGCCACGCAGAGUCUGAGCAUCAAGGAGGGUCUGGACCAGGAGAUGCCCGGCGAGGGGACUCACGUGUAUUUCGACGAUCUCGACGGCAUCUCGCGGAAGAGCCCAGCCGCGGUCGACGCCGCCGUGGCGAGGAUCUUGGCGGUGAUCUACCGGAUGCGCCUGGGGACCAACGAGUGCACCCCUCCCCACUGCAUGGAGGCGAUGAUGCGGAACGUCACGAGCGCCAGUCACUCCGAGCUCGCGGCAAGGGUGGCCACGGAGUCGAUCGUCAUGCUAAGUGACGCGUCCGUGGCCCGGCCGUUCGACUCCGAGGCCGCCGCCCAGGGGGAGGACGCUUGGGCGGUCGGGGACUACUACUCGGGCGGGGGCAGCGGGCAUGUGGUGGCGCGCCGCUUCGUGAGCCCGCUGGACGGGAUUCGGAGCGCGGAGCCGGCUCUCCCAGUAGUACAGCACGGCCUCGACCCUGGACAGCUGCUGCUUAAGGAGGCGGACCGCGCCGUCCGCCGCCUGGAUGUCCGUGGUAGGCUGCACGCGCUGCACCCUCUGCAUCGCCGUAGGCAGAGCAGCCGCAGGCGGUGCAGCCUCAGGGGCACCAGCGACCAUUUGGCUCUCAGCAAGCUGCACAAGGGCAGCAGCAGCCGCGGCGCGGGCCUCGCCCACGCGGUCGGCCGCGUGCUGCGGCGGCCGGCUCAUCCCGAAUGCCGGAGGAACAGCCUCUGUGGCAUCGGGCGUCGUCGCUGCAUCCGCAGCGGCCUCGGCGACCACCUCGUCGACGCGCGGCUGACCCUCACCGGCACCGCGCGCAGCGGCGGCGCGGCGUCUGGGCCACGCGUUCCGGCAUGCCGUCGCCUGGCACCUGGCACUCAAGGACACGACAGCGGCGGUGGUGGCCUGUGCCUCAGCCGUCACCUGCUGCACGAUCUCGUCCUCCGCGGUGGCGAGCCGCACGCGCGAACCCGAUCGCGGACGCGGCUCGGCCUCGGGCUGGCAGCGGCGGCGACGGCGCGAGGCCGACCGCAGGCGGCCAUCGCCCUGCUGGCCCGCGCCCGCAUGGCGAGGCUCUCCAGCCGCCAGUGGCUCAGCAAGAGCAUCACGAACACGAUCACGAGCACGGGCCUCGCCCGCAGCCGCAGCCUCCUGCUCCGGCGCACCAGCGCGACCAGCACGAUGAGGCUCGCGAUCGGCAUGAGCAGCGACGCGAGCGAGACUGGCCACGUCGCUCAUGAGCGGCCGGCGACCAGUCCGGGCAGCGAAGCCGAGCCUGCGCACAGCGGCGCGCAGGCCCGGUCUCGGCUGGUCGCCAUGGCGCCAGCCGUUUUAGCUACAUAUCAAAAGCAUCGAGCGAUAUCAGCGAUAUCCGCCACGUCAGUGGCAGCGGAGCGGUUCACCCGCGGCUGUGCCGGCGGCGCCGGCACUGUUGGCCUCAGCGAGGCCCUGGCUGCUGCGCGGCCAUCUGCAGCGCAGAACAUCACCUUCGAGAAUUUCUUGGCGAGUUUGAUGCUUGGAUUUGUCUUGUGGUUGUUUCUGUAUCUCGUUGGAGGCCCGACGACGCUAGCAGAGAUGAUUUCCAGCCAAGAUGAUGACAAGUAUCAAGGAGCAGACGCCUACGUUCCACACUGGGACGGCAAUCCCGCUUCCUGGCACACGUACAAGGACGAGGUCAGGAUCUGGACGCUUGGACUGAACUUGGAUGUGCCAUAUUCGCUCGCAGCUCGGAUGAUCCGCAAGCUCAAGGGUGCAGCGAGACGGAAGGCCCUCACGCUCACGAAUGAACAGUUGCAGCCUUUCCGUGGAGUACCUGAGCGACGCAACGAUGAAGGUCUGGUCACACGCGAAGGAGUUCCCCCGGACCUCGAGCGGGGCAUCCGCAACCUGAUGGAGAUUUUGGAGACGUUGUGCCCGCCGAAGGUUAGCAGGAAGGGCGAGACGAUGGCGGACUUCUUCGAGACAAUGAAGUACCAGCGUCGGUUGGGCACGAGGAUUUCUGAUUACAUCACGGUGUUCGACCAGGGAGUGACUCGGCUCAUAGACGAUGGAGUUGAUUUUUCGGACGACUCUGACAUUUUGGGCUAUUUCUUCAUGAGGCGACUCAAUACUACAAAGGAGCAGCGUGAGAGAUUGAUUGCGGCAUUACCGAGCGAGACUUUCCAGCUUCGAGAGGUUCAGGCCACAGCGAUGCGGAUUUUCCAGGAUAUACACUUGACAGAAAGAAGCCUGCCUCGACGACCCGACCCCAAGCGGCCACCUCACAAGGGAGCUCGACCUCCGGUGAAGCAGGUGAAUGUCACCGAGAUCGAGGAGGACGAGGACUACGACGACGAGGAACCCGACGGGGACGGCGUCGAGGAGCUGGUUCAGCGCGAGCUCGAGGCCCUCGCCAUGGAGCUCAACGAGGUGAACGAGGACGACCUUGAUCAGGAGCAGCUGGACGCGGUCGAGAAGGCGGCGGUGCAGCUCACGGAGUUGCCGGAGGCCCUGGCGACGGUGCGCAACGCGACGAGCAGCAUCAAGAGGGGCGGCGGCUCCUCCGGCUCUGGAGGCGCCGCGGUGGCUCCAAGAGGACGCAACGGCGGACGCGGCCGCGGUGGAGGCCGGAAGCCCGGCCGCGGAGGCAAGUUCCAGCCGAUCAAGGACACGCUCGACGGCAGGAAGAAGAAAUCACAGUGUAGGGCCUGCUACCAGUGGGGCCACUGGUCGGGAGACCCAGAGUGCCCAGGCCCGCCGCAGGAGGUCUCCGCAGUGACGAACGAGACGCAGCUCGACGACGACGAGAUCGAGGUCCUUGCGGUGGAGAUGUCGGCGCCCCUCGCCGUGCCCCAGACGGUGAUCGCCCCGGCGGGCGCCAUGUGCAGGAAGGGCGCGGUCGACUCGGCGUGCGCGAGGAGUGUGAUGGGCACGCCCUGGUGGGACGACUACUACGGCUACCUGAAGGCUAUCGGCCUGGACAAGGAGGUGACCUUCGAGAACGUCACGGAGACUUUCAAGUUCGGAGAUGGUGGCACGGCGGAUUCGGCAACAAGAGUGAGGUUCCCGGUUGCGGCGGCCAAGGUUCCACACUUCAUUAAGGCCUACCUGUUGGACAUCCCAGGCCUCAGCCUACUCCUUAGACGAGAUUACCUGGAGUCAGUACACGCCGAGAUCAAGACAUCACCGCCGAGAAGGAUCACUAUUGGACCACAUCGAGCAGAGCUUUCACAGGACAAGGCCACUGGGCACUACAUGUUGGAUUUGAACCCAGAUGCCUACCAUGUGCUGCGCAGCCAUUCCAAGACCAAGAGCGAGUUGGACGAACUUCCCCGAAGGCUUCGACCGAGGACGAGUGGCAAGUUGGCUUCAAAGAUCACGGCACUCAUAUGUGGAGCUUCGGCGGUUACCGCGACCGGAGGCCAGACGUGCAACGUAGAGGUGGUGAAGGACUUCGUGAGUAUCAACGAGGUUCAGAGUAUGAAGAACGUGACCUUUCCCACGAGUGCGGAAGUUCAGGACACGACAGUUGAGACGAUUUGUGGAAAUGAGUGCUACGUAUGUGCGAGACCGACGAGUUUCACUUGUCCUUGUGGGUUGCAUUCCUGCUCUGGUUGCGUGCGAGAUGGAUUUUGCCCUGGCUGUAAGUACGACGUGGACAUGGUGGGCUUUGUGGACGGCGAUUUCUCCAACAGCGUUCAGAAUGGCACUUGGAAGUUUAUGAAGCGUGGCCAGCACAAGCAGAAUCUUUCGGGGAUCACUAAGGCGAAGACGCUGCACGACCACAACGUGAUCCCGAACCGCGUGAGGAAGUUGAUCCAGCUCGAGCAAGCAGAUGAAGUUCAUGGACAGGCAGUUGCAGCUAUGCGACGGGGACGCCCAAGGAACUACAGCCUGUUCGAGUUGGCAUGCGAGCCCAAUAGCAAGCUGGGGAACGAGUUCAACAAGGCCGGACGGACAGAUAAGGCUUUCAGAGUUCAUCUACCCAAAUGCGACCUACGCAAGAAGGGUACUGUCGAAGGGUUGUUGGUGAAGAUCAAGCGCGAGAAGAAGAAUGGCAACCUACCGGUUAUUUGGAUCAGUAUCCCCUGCACUCCGUGGUGUACAUACCAGCGACUUUGGAAUUCAAGGACGCUGGCACAGCGAUUUCGACUAGAGUUAAAACGUCAGGAGAACAGAAAGAUACUUCGUAAUGUACUUUGGCUUCUUCGAGAAUUACGCCCACUUUCGAUACCUACAGGCUUCGAGCUACCCUUCCAGAGCGACAUUUGGAAUGGGAAGUUCAAGCCGAAGGAGUUGAGCCAGAUCGAGGAGAUCCUCAACUUGCAGACGAAGUUCGACGGGUGCCAGUACGGGACCAAGACCAGGAAGGGCGAGCCUAUUCGUAAGAGGUUCAAGGUACUGACGAACCACCAGCCGGUGGUCAACAAGCUCUACAAGAAAUGCGACGGGAAGCACGUGCACGCGAAGGUGUUCGGCGGCAGAGAGCUCAUGGAGACCGGGAGGUACACGCUGGCGCUGGUGAAGGACAUCGCCGCUGGACUACGAGCUCCCCGCCAGGGACACGAUGUGCUGCCCGUGGCCUACGACAAGGAGAUCACAGCUCGCGCCAAGGAGGUCCUCGACAAGAUGGACCCGCAGGAGCGCGUGCAGUUGGAGCGCGUGGUCAAGCUGGUGCAUACCAACACCGGCCACCCGACCAACGCCAGCCUGGCCAGGGCCAUCCGCCUGCAAGGUGGAUCAGCCGAGGCGAUCGCGGCUGCCGAGGUCAAGUUUCGUGAGUUCGGCGACGGGGUGGCCGCCGACCUGAUGAUGUUAGCCGACGUCAAAGGCCACCAGGCCCAGUUGCAGAGCAACGUCGGCAUGGCCACCCACUUCCAGCUGGUGGCACCGCAGACCGACAAGAAGCCGAUCACUUCGUGGACGACGCUACUCACGAGGUGGAUGGGCUGGGCUGGCCCUCCUCAGGCCAGCAUCGCCGACCUCGGCGGCGAGUUCGAGAGGGAGUUCCGCGGCGAGCUCGAGGGCAUGGGCUGCGAGCUGAUCGCCACGGCGGCGCUGAGCCCCACGCAGAACAGCGUCUGCGAGAGGCACGGCGGCGAGUGGAAGUACAUCGCCAAGGCCAUCAUCGACGAGUACCAGAUCGAUUUCACGGUCCCAGAGCCGGAGACGCCCUACUUCGACCAGGAGUCGCCCAUGGACGCGCACAAUCAGCAGGUUCCCGAGGACGAGAUGGAUGAGGAGACGCCCUACAUGGAGCCGCCAGGAGCCGACAUCGAGGAGGAGACGCCCUACAUGGAGGAGCAGGCCUCGGAGCAGGAGCCACAGACCGCGGAGGAGACGCCGUACCAGGCACCGGCCGCGGAGGAGCCCCGACCUGCACCACCUGGGCACGCUGUGCGACGGACAAGGUACAACCCGCUCGACGACCUGCCCGUCAGCAUCCGCAGGAACCUCGAGUCCAGGAGGAUGGCGGCACAGUACGACCCACUUGACGACGUACCGAGGGUGAUUCGGCAGGAGCUUCGACAGCAGCAGGACGCCAAGAAGCACAGGGUCAACGAGCACAUGAUUAUGGAGCUCUCACUCAAGGAGGCGGCCGAUUUAGAUUUCUCGACUCCAUGCCCGACCAGGUUUAAGCGCGUCGAUCUUGUGGGCAACUCGAGGAGCAAGGAGCUGACGUUCAAGAACCUCACGGGCGCCAACCAGGUCAAGAUGCGUAAGGCUAUGGCGUCAGAAUGGGACAAGUGGCUGGCAUUUCAUGCAGUACGAUUUUGUUCCAAGGAGGAGCUGGACGAGCUCAUGCGCGAGAGGCCGAAGCUCAAGAUCGUUGGUACCCGCUGGGUGCUGACCGAGAAGGACGUCGACAACUUCAAGGGCGAGAUCGUCAUGGUCAUUCACUCGAACGUGGACGACAUGUUUUUCGCUUGGAAGCGCUCGAACGCCUACGUCCAGGAGAUCAUCCCGAAGCUCGAGAAGCGCUUGUACCUUGCCAAGAAGACUGGAGACGUGGACUACCUGGGCACUCGAGUUCAGAUGACGCGCGAUUUCAUCAGCGUGACUCAGGAGAAGGCUAUCAAGGCGAUCGACGCGAUACCUAUCCAGCCGAGCCGUCUGAAGACCCCGGACGCGGAGGCGACGCCGGAGGAGAUCAGCAGUUUCAGGGCGACCAACGGCCAGGUGCAGUGGGUUGCCACGCGCUCGAGACGGGACGCGGCCUGCAAGCAGAACAUGGCCGCCCAGAAGAUCAGCAAGCUCAAGGUUAAGGACCUCAUCGACAUGAACAAGUUGGUCAAGGAGCUGAAGGAGAACUCCACGCUGGGCAUUAGGGUCGUCAGGAAUCGGGUCAGGGUCUUGCACGCGCAGCUGCUCUUCUACGGGGACUCCGCAUUUGCGAAUGCCGAGGGCGAACGCUCGCAGUGCGGAUUGGUUGGAGGUCUCACCCACAAGCCCGAGGAGGUAGCCAUUGGGAAAUUCAGCGAGAUGAUACCUCUCACUUGGUGUUCAGGUCGGGUGAAGCGAGUUGUUCGGAGUACGCUCAGUGCCGAGGCCUACGCCAUCAGCGAGGCUUCCGAGUACGCCGACUGGCAUCGCCAAGUGCUCACCGAGCUGCGUCUUGCCUCGGCCCUCAACGGGCCGCCGAAGCUGAAGGAUGUGGAGCGCGAGUCGGUAAAGAUCCCGAUGACGACGCUCGCGGACAGCAAGAACCUGGAGGAGACCGUGGAGAAGGACGCCGGAGUUGUCGCCGACAAGAGGCUACGUAUUGUUGUGAGCAUGCUUCGAGAGAGUUUUGGAUUGCCUCAUUCGGUUUUGCGGUGGAUUCCCACACAUACGAUGGUGGCCGAUGCUCUCACGAAAAUCAUGGAGGCUGGUAUCCUUAUGAGUUUCAUGAGCGGCCGCGAUUACAAGUUUACUGCGCCGACGCCGAGGGCCAAGAAACUCAUCCAGAUGCUCACGAUGGUCUCUCUUUCAAAGGGCGCCGCUGGAUACGAGCAUAUACCGAAGUACGAGGUCAGUUGCGCAGAGUUUGCUGUGGACACUUUUGAGUAUUCUGAGCAGUGGAUAUUUUCUUGGAUGAUGUGGUUUCGAAGUGCUGUGUGUGGAAUUGGUUUUACUUUGGCUCUGUUUCUUAUCAUUUGGAUUUUCAUGAGGUUCAAGGGUGUGUUGACGAUCACCCGGGACGAGGAGAUUCUCGUGCCAGUCGAUACCGAGAUUGUAUCAGUGAAGCCGAAGACCGGACCCAAGGGCAUGAAGGUGAGAGAUGUGAUGACCAUGUCGCAGACGACUUAUGUCAGGAGCCACAGGAGCCGCGCACAGCAGGAGGGCAUCAGAGUGAUCUCGUCGCCCACAAACAACGUCAGCGAAGCCGUGUUUGCUUCGAAGUUGGUGGACGUCAUCAUCGUCGUCGUCGCAACCACGAGCGGCGAGUCUAAGGAUCGGGAGAAUCUGAGCCUUGACGGCGAAGCGGACUCGCUGAUCGAGGCUCUGUCCGCGGUCGCGCUGCACAGGAAGAUCAUCGUGCUGAUGCAGAUUCCGGGGGCGGUCCUGACGCCCUGGCGCCAGUCUGUCCACGCCAUCCUCGCCAUGUUCCUCGGAGGGCAGGAGACGGGCUUGGCCUGGGGGACGGUGCUGUUCGGGGACGGGUCCCCAGGGGGUCGCCUGCCGGUGAUGAUGCCUGCGACCGAGGCCGACACCAUACAGCCGUCCCUCAGCAGUCUGGUGAAGUACGACGAGGGGCUGAAAACGAGCUAUCGGCGGCCCUCAUUCAAGAACGCCUAUCCUCGGGGCGUCCAAAGAGGGGGUGAGCAUUGGGGAGGGAUCUCACGACCAGGGCCCUGUGUUGCUAGUAGCAACUCGAUUCGAUGA